This is a messenger RNA of Ruditapes philippinarum (Manila clam), 546 nucleotides long. RefSeq lists its product as uncharacterized. The coding region runs from base 1 to 546 and encodes 181 amino acids. Lineage: Eukaryota; Metazoa; Mollusca; Bivalvia; Venerida; Veneridae. The record is from RefSeq and is a predicted model, not a curated record. The transcript has a single exon.
AUGUCUUCUGGAAAAUACUUGUAUCGAAUUCUUAGAGAUGAUGAAGAAUCGCUAACUGGACUCUCUGCACGAAAUCCCGAAAUGACCAAUGUCACGGUAUCAGCCCAUGUAAACGGAUUAAAGAAAUCCCCGAACAUCUCAACAUCUGCGUCAAAAAAAGCGUUGAGAGCGUAUGCUAACUUUCGUAUGGCAGUACAGAACAGUCAAAGGGAACAGCAGAAUAACGGACCAGCAGUUAAAGAUGAACAUUUCACCGCGGUUGAAAUAAAUAAAGAUCAAUUAAUUAUGGAUAAAGGUAAAGAGAUACAAAUAUUUGACUUGUCAAGAGAUGAAGAGCGUGACAAAUACUUAACUGACGGUCAGAAACAGUUUGCAGCAAAGUAUGAAGAGGUUCUUAUCAUGGGUUUUGUUCCAGCAGAAUAUGUCAAAGUUAUUGAUGUGAAGGUAAUGUCUGAUGAUGAAUUUAUACAGUACAGUAACAAAACUGAUUUCGAGACGGAAUUAAUAGCUGGCAAUGCAUGCCAACUCAAUGUAAAGAAUCUAUAA